CUUCAGUUAUUUCUCGGCUGUUAGACAGCAAUUUACACUACGGUGCCGCUACUUAUACUUCCAUAAUAAUAACAACCUACAUUAUUUACUCAAGUCGUCAUUAUUUAUAUUUGUGGAUUAAAUCAUUUAAUAAAUGAAUACUGUCUUCGAAUAUAAUUAAGAAAACAAAUUUUUGAAAAGUUUUUUUUUAAACUUGAUGUGAGUGAUGUCAUAGUGGAUGGUUGUUUUUUUUUUAUUUUUAACUGAUUAUUUUUGGUACUUGGUUGGAAAUUUUGUAAAACGAGGAAUAUUUGAAAAAUUAAAGGACUGAUAACCCGGCACUCAAAAAGAGGGAGCUAAUUGUUAUUAUUUUUGUGGAAGACGCAAAAAAAAAAAGAUUCAAGCCAUCAGUCGUCUGUCAACCAGAGACGGAGGACAAUUUCAAUUUUAUAAAAAAAAAAUAUAACUUUUUUUCUGUUACAAUAAAUUUGGAUUUAAUAACUUUCGGAUUAACUUGGAAUUCAACUGCAGAUAAAAUGGACAAUUCAUUGUUGGCUGAUAAGCCGACUUUAGUUCGACGUGUUUCUGAUUUAUUAAAAGAUGGAAGCCAAAGUACGCCAUUGCUCUUCAACAACCCAUCGAUUCAAAAACUACGUCACUGUUGCCAAAAUCUUAAUCUCUUCCCCUACUUGCUCUAUUCGCUUGGGAAUUCAAAAACAACAAACCCCGAAAAAUUUACAUUAACUCAACUAAUCCGACGAUUUUCUGAAAAAAUAUUUCCUCUUUACGCCAACGUCCACUCUUCCAUACGUCAAAAAACUCCUCAUCACACGCAUAACCUAAAAACUACAUCGGAAAUUUCACCGGAAAAUUUACCCAGCAAACUUACUCACGAAUAUUUUGAGAAAAAUUCCAUCAGGCGGGCAGUUAAAAGACAGCGCUCAUUAUUAUUAACUUACUCUAUUUAUCUGACUCAAAUAAUUCUCGUAACUCAAUUACUAACAUUAUUGAGUCUUAUGUUUUUUGGUAAAUUUUCACCGGGUUUUAUAUUUUUAUUUACCACAUUAUUAUUACUCUGCUCUAUAACCAUUAAAAUUUUCUUUGCCGAAAAUAUUUCCCCGAGGAGAAGAUUAAAUCGAAGUAAGCAGAAAGUUGAUUAAAAAAAAAUUUGUCAAGAUCAUUUAAUUUAUAAAAAAAUUUAUAUUUUAUAAUAUACUUUUCAUUCAUAAAAAAACAUUUUUUUUGCAUCAUUCAUCAUUAAAAAUCAUUAUAUUUUUUACAAUUAUUUAAUUAUUAAACAUUAAAUCGCAAUUAUUUAUAAAUAAACUCAUUAUUUAAAAACAAAAUGUAUAAUAGUGAAAAAAAAAUUUUUUCUUAAAUAGAUUUACCGCUCAUAUAUUAGAGGUUAUGACAGUAAGUCACUCUAAACAUAUAUAAAUUUCGUAAUUACAAUAAUUAUAAUUAUUAAUGUUAUUGUUAUUAUUUUUUUAUGUUUGUAUAACAUUUUUGUGUAUAGUAUAAGAAAUAUAUAAUAUAAGAAGUAUAAUAAUUAUCAAUACAUUUAGCUACAGUGAGAUAAUGGCAGAUUAUUAUUAUAUUUAUUAUAUUGUUAUGUACCGCAUAAGACUGAAAAUUAUUUUGUAAAUAGGCGAUCAAUACUAAGUAUAAAUAAGUA
Messenger RNA from Microplitis demolitor, 1654 nucleotides. RefSeq lists its product as uncharacterized. NCBI's taxonomy places the organism in Eukaryota, Metazoa, Arthropoda, Insecta, Hymenoptera, Braconidae. The record is from RefSeq and is a predicted model, not a curated record. The transcript has 3 exons. The coding region runs from base 516 to 1139 and encodes 207 amino acids.